AUGGCCACCAAGGACACGAUGCAGGCUGUCGUCUUCAAAGGCAAGCUUCAGGUCGCGGUCGAGCAGAGACCGAUCCCCAAGAUCCAGGAUCCGCAAGAUAUUAUUGUCAAAGUAAGAUAUACUGCGCUAUGUGGCAGUGAACUGCAUCUCUUCCGUGGCCACGAACCGGCCGAACCAGGGUUUAUCAUGGGCCACGAAUUCACCGGUGAAGUGAUUGAGCUAGGGUCGCAAGUCAACACGGUGAAAAAGGGCGACAUGAUCGUCACGCCUUUCACGACCAGCUGUGGCGACUGCUUCUACUGCAAGAAGGGGAACUCCUCUCGCUGCGCGACAUCCAAGCCCUUUGGAUCCCCGAUCCUCGACGGCGGGCAGGCUGAGUACUGUCGGAUCCCUGACGCCGACUCGACGGUUUUCAAGGCGCCGACCAACAUCGACCAAAACAAGCUUGUCCUCAUGGCCGAUAUCUUCCCCACGGGUUACUUCGCUGCAUCGAAUGCGUUCCGUGGAACCGCCGAGGAAGACAUCGCCGAGAGCGUUGUGCUGAUGAUCGGUUGCGGGCCUGUGGGACUGUGUGCACUGGUCAACGCCCUCGAAUUCAAACCAAAGAUAGUGUUGGCCAUUGAUGGCGUCGAGUCUCGUCUACAACAGGCUAAAGCUCUGGGUGCCGAGCCAUGGAAUUACCAGAAAGACAUGGAGGGGCUGAGGAAGCGGGUAUUGGAGCUUACUGAUGGCCGUGGCGCGGAUACGGUCAUCGAACUUGUCGGGCACAGUGACGCUCUGAGGAUGGGAUUCGAUCUCCUCAGACCAUGGGGUAAUAUUUCCAGCAUCGGCGUCCAUAACGGCGAGAUUCCUUGGUCCGGCGCCGAUGCGUAUAACAAAAAUUUGAGGAUUCAGAUGGGCCGGUGUCCUGUUCGGAGUCUUUUCGAGCCGGCUUUGAACAAUCUCGUCAAGAAUCAACACAAGCUUGAUUUCAUGACGGAGAAUAUCAAGCCUUUGUCAGAAGCCCCUAAGUGGUAUGACGAAUUCAAUAAUAUGAAGGUCCAGAAGAUUGUGUUUGAAGCCGACAAAUAG
This is a messenger RNA of Exophiala dermatitidis NIH/UT8656, 1071 nucleotides long. Its product is annotated as S-(hydroxymethyl)glutathione dehydrogenase. The coding region runs from base 1 to 1071 and encodes 356 amino acids. Gene Ontology annotation, molecular function: oxidoreductase activity; zinc ion binding. Lineage: Eukaryota; Fungi; Ascomycota; Eurotiomycetes; Chaetothyriales; Herpotrichiellaceae. The transcript has 4 exons. The record is from RefSeq and is a predicted model, not a curated record.